Messenger RNA from Chiroxiphia lanceolata (lance-tailed manakin), 7348 nucleotides. RefSeq names its product septin 5 (gene SEPTIN5). Gene Ontology annotation, biological process: regulation of exocytosis; cytoskeleton-dependent cytokinesis. The transcript has 11 exons. Lineage: Eukaryota; Metazoa; Chordata; Aves; Passeriformes; Pipridae. Gene Ontology annotation, molecular function: GTP binding; GTPase activity; molecular adaptor activity. Gene Ontology annotation, cellular component: microtubule cytoskeleton; cell division site; septin complex. The record is from RefSeq and is a predicted model, not a curated record. Bases 216 to 1361 code for a protein of 381 amino acids.
AUCCCGGGCAGCUGCCUGGGAGCCUGGGAGCCUUCCCCCGCCGCUCCUCGCCUCUCCGCCUCGCCUCGGCACCGCGGCCGAGCCGGCCCCGCGUGUGUGCGCGCGUGGGCGGGGGGGCUGCCGCAUGGAUUUGGCGAGGGCUGGCAGGGAACACAUGGGUUGGGGUGCUGCGGCUGGCCCGCGGUGGCUGUCCGUCCGUCCCGCCGGCCGCGCUCAUGGACGCGAUCAUCCUGCAGGAGCGGCUGGUGGAGCGGCUGCUGUCGCCGCGGCCGCAGGCACCGCGGAGCCACCCGGGCCGGCUGAAGGACCAUGAGAAGCAGUACGUGGGCUUUGCCACUCUGCCCAACCAGGUCCACCGGAAAUCCGUGAAGAAGGGUUUCGACUUCACCCUGAUGGUUGCAGGAGAGUCGGGUCUGGGCAAAUCCACGCUGGUGAAUAGCCUGUUCCUGACAGACCUCUACAAAGACAGAAAGCUCCUCAAUGCAGAGGAGAGAAUCAAUCAAACAGUGGAGAUCGUCAAGCACACGGUGGACAUUGAGGAGAAGGGUGUAAAACUGAAGCUGACCAUAGUGGACACGCCAGGCUUUGGAGAUGCUGUUAACAACACUGAGUGCUGGAAGCCCAUCACUGACUACAUUGACCAGCAGUUUGAGCAGUAUUUCCGUGAUGAGAGUGGCCUGAACCGGAAGAACAUCCAGGACAACCGCGUGCACUGCUGCCUCUACUUCAUCUCUCCCUUCGGGCACGGGCUGAGGCCUGUGGAUGUUGAAUUCAUGAAGGCUCUGCAUGAGAAGGUCAACAUUGUGCCCCUGAUUGCCAAAGCUGACUGCCUGAUCCCCUCCGAGAUCCGGAAGCUAAAGGAGAGGAUCCGGGAGGAGAUUGACAAAUUUGGCAUUAAAGUGUACCAGUUUCCUGAGUGUGACUCCGAUGAAGAUGAAGAGUUCAAGCAGCAAGACAGAGAGCUGAAGGAGAGCGCUCCCUUCGCCGUCAUCGGCAGCAACACCGUGGUGGAGGCCAAGGGCCAGCGAGUCCGGGGACGGCUCUACCCCUGGGGCAUUGUGGAAGUGGAGAACCAGGCUCACUGCGACUUCGUGAAGCUGCGGAACAUGCUGAUCCGGACACACAUGCACGACCUGAAGGACGUCACCUGCGACGUCCACUACGAGAACUAUCGAGCUCAGUGCAUCCAGCAGAUGACCAGCAAGCUGACCCAGGACAACAGGAUAGAGAGCCCCAUUCCUAUCCUGCCUCUGCCAACACCAGACACUGAGACAGAGAAGCUGAUCAAGAUGAAGGAUGAGGAGUUACGGCGGAUGCAAGAGAUGCUGCAGAAGAUGCAGCAGCAGAUGCAGGAUCAGUGAGAGGCAGGUACCUGGAGGGCAGAGGGAAUCCCCCAGUGACCACAAGACCUGGCAAGAGCUGUGAACGUUUAGAAAAGGUUUCCUGUUGUAUAGAGACUCGUGGGCAAGAGCUGCACCCGCACCCUCUAAUUUAUUAGCAGCAAUGUUGGCUUUUCGGCCACCUGGAUUGUGGAGGAGGCUGUUCACUUAACAGUUUACUGAAGUGUAUUUCUUUCUUAAUAUUCUUUUUUUUUCUUUUUUUUCUUUUUUUUUUUUAAAGAAACUAGCCUGGUAAGUCUCUAAGGCAUCCUAAAAAAAAAAAAAGAAAAAGAUCCUCCUUUCCCAUGUACUAAUCUCUUGUUUAGGAAUGCUCUGGUAUUUAAAGUCCUGGUUUCUCUGGUGUACAAACUUAAAGACUCUCUGUGUCAAUGCACGUAAAUGUUUACUCCCAAGUGAGGUGCUGUGCCCCUAUCCCUGUUGCCCUUGUCUGGGGCCAGCACUGUAAAGGCAGCUGGACCCUCCUGUGAGUGUGACCUGCUCAGGUGUCUCAGCCUGGGGACAGCUUUGGCCACAGAGCUGGGCUGGGGGUUCCUCUGUGCCCUGACCUGCUCAGGAGUACUGAUGGUUGCCUGGUUUCCUGUCUAGGUUUUUAUGGGUUUUUUGUUUAGUUGGUUGGUUUUGUUCUUCCUAUCAAGAAGCUCCAGGAUAUUUGCACUGAACAGCAAGGGACUGAGUCUCUCAAGGCUGGUUAGAAGAAAACGCUUCUCUGACUCUCAGUUAUAUCUUUCUGGCAGAGAGGAUGAGUUGUUUAUUCCCUGCAAGGACUUGAUGGGAGUGAGCACCUUCACUGCCAUGGUUUCCUUCCUUGGCAGGCUGGAGGUGUUGGUAGAUGAACCCCAGGGCCCUGCAGUAGCUGGGUGAGGGUAUCUCUUGGUUUAGCUCUGGUCAUCCAGCUGCAGUGUGUCUUCAGUGUCUGCUCUGAAAAGCACUGUGGCAGCCAGAGUGCUUGGCCAGGACUGCUUUGGAGUAGAAACUCUAGGGCUGAAACCCAACCCCAAAUGCAGACCUGUGUCCUGUCCCCAGGCUUUGCAGAGCACACUACUGGCUCUGAGCUUCUCCUGGGGGAAGGGGCAGUUUUUGUAGGCUUGUACUUGAGAUCUGCAGGCUGCCUGUCCAGGCAGGUGUUCCAUCAGUGUGGCAGGAGUAGGAUUGUCACUACCUGGGGCUCAGCACAGCCCACCAGACUUGGCACUUGCUCCCCUGCCCUUCCCCUGGGACUCAGCCCUUCUCCCCCUCCCUAGUCCAGGGCUCUUCCUGUCUUAAUGCUGGGAAGGCUGGUGGAUCUGCUGGGCAGAGAUAAGAGCACUCUUUGAGCAGCAGCUCCUGUCUUGUUCUUGCUUCCUGCAGUAUUUUUAACUCUAGUCCAGCCAGAGCAGAGCCCUGGAGUGUGAUGUGCCUGACAGGGCAGGGCUCAGCAGCAACACUGCCACGCUCACAGGAAUCAGGGCUGCUGAGGAGACACUUGGCUCUUCUCUCUGACUCCAGGGAGUGCUCCCAUGGGCUGGACCCUUCUGCUCCUUGGCUGAUUCCUCUCUCCCCUUUCCCCUUUUGUAUCUGCUCCUCCAUCUCUGGAUCUCCCCAGUAGAUCUCCCUGGGUAGGAAGCACAGUGUUGGCCAGGAAUAGCCAGGCCCUAAAUUCUGUUCUUAGGCACUUCAUUUGUCUGAUUCCUCCAUGGGGCUUUAAAGUCCUGGUCAGGGCUUGUCGAGGUGGUGAGUAGGUUGGCUGGUUCCAGUUAUUCACUGUACAGAGCCUCUGCUUAGCCAUGGGCUGUAGGGGCAGGGGACAGACCCUGGCACCCUGUGGAAGGACAGAGUGAGGGUGGAAGCCCUUUGGCAGAACUGUGCAACCUGGGCAAGAGCAGUGUCUAACAAUGUUGUUUUUUUUCAUUCUCCCCUAUUUUGGGCUCAAAAGUGGCAGUGCCAGCCUAGGAGAGCAGAAGGAUUCAGCUUGGCUUCAAUAACAUGCAGGACCAAGGUGCCUAAGGAGUUCUUUGUGCAGUGUGCUUACUUGAGCAGUGGAGUGGCUGGAAACCUUCCUCCAGCUUUUCUGGAGCUGGUUUGCUUCCAGCCAAAGCUGCAGGUCUGCUGAGUUCUCAGCUUUCUGUGCUAGUGUAACAGGGAACACCUUGAAGUACCUGUCCCCUCUUUUCUUGCACUAGUCUUGUUAGUGAGGAGGAUGUUCUGUUGCAAAUGAGCCCUGUCCAGCUGGAGAUGUUCCUCCUUCAAACAGAUUUAUUCCUAGAAGAUAAAGGAGACUUUUUCCCUUUAUCAAGGACAUAGAGCAGCUGCCAGCUCUUAUAGGCUGUGCACAGAGGUGCUGUGUGCUGGUGAGAGCACAGGUACACUGGUCACAGGCAGGCAGGGUUGCUGAGGGUGGAUCUCCCCCUGUCCCUCUGGGUGAGGAAGUCUCCAUCAGCUCAGUGCACGUGGCUCCUACAUCAAGUUGAUAGUCACAAGUCUGUCCUCUACAGAGAGCUGAAGUCUUUGGCUACCAGCUGGCAAAGAUGGUUCAAGUUGCAUUUAGGAAAAAGCACACAGGAGUGAGGCACCAGAGAUGGCUUCUACAGAGGGGCAGCAGUACCACUGACAUCACAUCUCCGUGUGGGAGGCUCCCUACAGAGGGCCAGAGUUUGAGGGCUGCUUGGAAAGGGAUUAGAGACUGAUUUUGGGGGGCACCAGGGAGGUGCCUGGAAGGUGGCAUCUGUUUAUGAAAGGAGUACUGUGGCAUCAAGUCACCCAGUAAGCAGAGAAGAGACUCCUGAACACGUGUGGUUUGGCCGUUCGGCUCUGGCAGCGAGAAGUGUGGAUAGGAAAGUAAUUUAACACCUCCCCUCACGCAACCCUCCCCAGCCCCAGUGCGAUCCCUGCUCCCCAGGCACAUUCCCGUGCCUCUGCCCAGCUCUGUCCUGCUGUGUGGGGGCUGCAGGGGUGGUGUCCCACUCUCGGGUGCCCCAGGCUGCAGUGGGCUCUGGGUCCCCCUCAGCCCUGUGCCUGCCUGGGGAUGGAGCCAGGGCAUGACGUCCUCGUGUGCUGUGCUGGUCCUGUGCAGUCCCUGCAGCCUCCUGCAUGCUCCUCUCCAGGGAGGGAUCCCCCUCCUCGUGCUCUGCAGUGGCAUUCCCUGCUCUUCCUCACAGACUCUGCUGUGCUGUAACGCUGGCUUGCUCCUGCCACACACCUUCCUCACCCCCUGCUCCAUUCCUAGGCUCUUUGUUUCCUGUCCAUCUCUUGGGUUAUUAUAAUUAUAUUUUUUUGUAAAUUUCUGUUUGAACAUUUUGUCAUUGUGAACAAAGAAAAAUGAAACCUUUUAAAACGUAUCCAUUUUAUUAAAUGAUUAUUGUUAUUAUUAUUAAUGUUUACUACCUGAAUUGAUCAGUGAAAUAAAUACAUUCAAAAACCCAACCUCUUUCUGUUUAAUUUUCAGCCCUCUUCAGCAGCAUUGGUGAUGCAUUGUGGGCAGGAGAGAGUAAAACUCACCCUGUUUCUCCUUUUAUCUAAUUCUGUCAGAACAGGCUCCAGGCAGGACUUCCUGCAUGGGAUUUCUGGCCUGGUUGUGCCAGAAGCUAGCAAGCUGAUCUUGAAGUUCUUCUGUCUUCAGGCUUCCCUUAGGAGUGGUGUCUAACUCAGCACUGGGCAGCUGGGCAGGAUCCAGUCCAGGCACUGCAGUUUGUAAGUAGCCAGAGGAGCGUUGCCAGGUCUGUGCUGCCUGCAGAGCACAGUGGGCCUGGCUCUGGGUCAGCUCUGAACGCCUGCCUGGGAAUAAACGGAGCACCAAAGGCACGAGACGAGGUAGGUCUGCUGAGCAAACCCAACCUGCAGUAGUUGAGCUGCUCCCGAGUGGAGAGAGUGCCCUGCAGGAAAAACUGGGUUGGUUUGUUAGCCUAAGAUCUCUUUCCCACUCUGCCUGCCCACCAUAGUGGAGUGAUCUGCCCCAACUUCAUAGAAAUUUAAAGCUUAAUUGUUUUCUUUAGAGCAUCAAAAAUUUUCCCUAGGGCCAAAUCCUGCCAUUAUUUUCACCCUCAGUUCUCCUCAGCAUGACCACAUUCAGGGCAUUCAUCAUUUCUACUCUGUGUGAUGUGCACAGGACAAGGUAGCAGAGUUGUGCUCGGUGGGGCAACAGUUUCACAACAUAAUUCUGGUGGCCUUAGCCUGAGGAGCACAGUGAAUGCCUGGUCAGGCUGGGGGCACAAAAUUGUCUGUGAAGGUGUGAUGGCCAUGAGAACAGAUUCUACCUAAAUGUAUUUCGACCCUUGGACUUACCUGUUCGAGUAUUUGUGUAAUGCAGCUUCUGAAUAAAGCACGUGGUCAGUCUUUCUCAUUUCUAUCAGCAGAUCUUUCACUACUAAGUAGGAGUAGAUUUGUGUCCCUGUUUAAGGGAAACCCGAGGGUCAGCACCUGGAAAAGUGCUAGUUCUCACCCCUCUGCCAAGUGCAGCUUUCCUGAUGAGAUGGGAAACCAAAGGCCACAGUGCUCAGGGAGUGUGGUACAAACCAGUAAUGCCACCUUGCAGCUGAGGUGCAUUUUGAGUUGCUGUGCCAUGAGACUGUGCAGUGUGUGUGCCAGGCCCAGAAUCACAGUUAUCGGUACCGUCAGCAUCCCAGCAAACAUGUUCUCGUGGGCAGUGCCAGCUCCUGUGCUGGGGAAGACUUGCUCAGUGCAGCAUCAGCUUCCCUGACAUGCAGCAGACGUGGGGGAGGCCUCGUGUGGGAGGUCCCGGGGCUGAGCCGGACCCUUAUCUUGCCAGCCAGCUGGGAGGGCAUUAUCCGGGAUCAGCUCUGCAGGGCACACUCUGCACUGGCUGGGCUGCCUGAAGACCUUCCUCUGGUCCUGUAAAGCCAGCGAGAAAGCAAGGAUUGUACUACUCUGGUAAGUCAACAGUUACCUUCUGUUCUUUUUUUCUCUUUGGUUGACAGCACAGGGAAGCACUGCUUUGUUGCAGGUAUGUGUAGUUGUUCUCCUGGAGAAUUAUAGCAGCUCAUGUGCUCAGCAGUGGCACGAGGCUGUAAUGUAAAGACACCUCAUUGACCCAUGUCUUGCAGCACAGUCACAGCUCCAGAAGGAGAUUAUUCACCUGCUGGAGCAAAACUACCAUGGAAAACUCCACUGACCUCCACCCUCAGUGAUCAGUACCCUUUCUGUGGCCAAGGACUGUUUAUCACUUCUUUCCAAAGCUGGAAAGGCUAUUUUUCGCUUGUGGUAACAGUAAAUUUAUUUCUGAAUCUCCUCUUACAGUUUGCAUGAACAAAGCUUUGCUUACAGGUAAUUCAGAGCUAUGAUAAGGCAUGAGCUGUUUCAUAUUUUAGUUUUUGAUUCCUUGACGGAAAUUUUAUUGGCUACUCUAGUAAUUCACCUCCACUAAUGCUGAAAAUAGAAGCAGCUCUUGUACACUUUGGAGGACUAGUGAAAAUGUAUUUGAUGGCUGCAGCUAAGCCUCCCAGUAGCUAUGUGUUCAUAUCCCUCCUCAAAUACAGGGUUGGAAGACCAGGAACAUUCUCUCUCCUGUAAAGAGAGACCAAGAUUUUGCACAUCUCUUUUAAUUUUGUUCUUUUCAGAGCUCUUGCACCUGUGAAGGACACCAAAUUCACUCAACUUUAGGAACUCAUCCUCAGAACAAACCAACAAAAGACCUGGGGCUGCGGUGUCAGUCCUGGAGUGUGUGGUGUCUACUUGCCUGGUCUUCACCUCAUUCAGUCUCACCAGGGAAGUGUUUGCAGGUGAAGAUGAACAGGGAAAUUCUCUUCUUGUCCCUGCUUGGCUUCCUCCCGCUCGUGAUACCCACCUGCCCUGUGCCCUGCAAGUGUACCAGCACCAUUAUUGACUGCACCUCGAAAGACCUCACUGUAGCAAACCUGCCCAUUGCCUUCCGUCCUUCAGCUGAAAUUAUCCACCUCGGUUACAACAGGCUCACCUCUAUUCCCAAUGGGCUCUUUGACAACCUGAGGAGCCUGCAG